GGCGGGAUUUGAGACACUGUGGAGACAUGCACCAAUUGAGAGCUCAUGGUUUUGUUCUGCAAAAUCAAUCCUUUACCAACAAUUCCUUCUCUUACAGGAAAUAUUAAGAAAACAAAAGCUACACCAAAUUGGGACUGUUCUUGAGAGGCUGGUACUGAAGCUAUGAGACUUCAUGAGAGCUUGAGUCCUUUCGUUUAUGUUCUUGUACUGUCUUGCUUCCUCUUGAGCGUGUCUCUGGCUCAGGAAAGAACAUUCUUUUCCGGCAAGCUCAAUGAUUCCGAGACGAUAGUCUCCAGCUUUAGCACGUUCAGGUUCGGUUUCUUCAGCCCUGUUAAUUCCACUAGUCGAUAUGCUGGUAUAUGGUAUAACAGUAUAUCUGUACAAACUGUGAUAUGGGUUGCCAACAAAGAUAAACCGACUAAUGACUCCUCUGGAGUUAUUUCAGUAUCUGAAGAUGGAAAUCUCGUAGUUACUGAUGGUCAGAGGCGUGUUCUAUGGUCAACUAACAUCUCUACUCAAGCUCAUGCCAAUUCUACUGUCGCUGAGCUUCUGGAUUCCGGGAAUCUCGUGCUAAAGGAGGCGAGUAGUGAUGCAUAUCUUUGGGAGAGCUUCAAGUAUCCUACUGAUUCUUGGUUGCCAAAUAUGUUGGUUGGGACAAACGCAAGAACCGGAGGAGGAAACGUCACGAUAACUUCUUGGAAAAACCCUUCGGAUCCUUCGCCAGGGAGCUACACUGCUGCACUCGUUCUUGCUGCAUAUCCAGAGCUCUUCAUUAUGAAUAAUAAUAAUAAUAACAGUACGGUGUGGCGAAGUGGCCCGUGGAAUGGCCAGAUGUUUAAUGGUUUGCCAGAUGUAUAUGCGGGCGUUUUUCUUUAUAGAUUCAUAGUUAAUGAUGACACCAAUGGAUCUGUCACCAUGUCAUAUGCUAAUGAUUCAACUUUGAGAUACUUCUACAUGGAUUAUAGAGGAUCCGUGAUCCGAAGAGAUUGGAGUGAGGCUAGGAGAAACUGGACGGUCGGGUUACAAGUUCCGGCAACCGAGUGUGACAUCUACAGGCGAUGUGGAGAAUUCGCUACCUGCAAUCCUCGGAAAAACCCGCCUUGUUCUUGCAUUAGAGGGUUUAGGCCAAGGAACCUUAUAGAGUGGAACAAUGGAAACUGGAGUGGUGGAUGCACAAGAAGGGUCCCUUUGCAGUGUGAAAGACAGAACAAUAAUGGGAGUGCUGAUGGGUUUUUGAGGCUGCGGCGAAUGAAAUUGCCUGACUUUGCCAGAAGAUCCGAAGCAAGCGAACCAGAAUGCUUAAGGACUUGUUUGCAGACAUGUUCUUGUAUAGCUGCUGCUCAUGGCUUAGGAUAUGGCUGCAUGAUUUGGAAUGGAAGCUUAGUUGAUUCGCAGGAGUUGUCUGCUAGUGGAUUGGAUCUUUAUAUCCGUCUUGCACAUUCAGAAAUCAAAACAAAGGACAGGCGACCAAUUUUGAUCGGUACAUCAUUGGCAGGCGGUAUUUUUGUUGUGGCAGCUUGUGUUCUUCUGGCACGACAGAUUGUCAUGAAGAAAAGAGCAAAAAAGAAAGGAAGAGAUGCAGAGCAGAUUUUUGAGAGAGUGGAAGCUUUAGCUGGUGGUAAUAAAGGAAAGUUGAAAGAGCUACCAUUGUUUGAGUUUCAAGUGCUAGCAGAAGCAACUAAUAAUUUCUCUCUCAGAAAUAAGCUUGGACAAGGUGGCUUUGGUCCUGUUUACAAGGGGAAGUUGAAAGAGGGGCAAGAGAUUGCUGUGAAGAGGCUGUCACGAGCAUCAGGGCAAGGGCUUGAGGAACUUGUUAAUGAAGUGGUUGUGAUUUCUAAGUUGCAACAUCGGAAUCUGGUGAAAUUACUUGGUUGCUGCAUUGCAGGAGAAGAGAGGAUGUUAGUCUAUGAGUUCAUGCCCAAGAAAAGCUUAGACUAUUAUCUCUUUGACUCAAGGAGGGCAAAACUUCUUGAUUGGAAGACGCGGUUUAACAUAAUCAAUGGAAUAUGUAGAGGGCUUCUGUACCUUCACAGAGAUUCUAGGCUGAGAAUCAUUCAUAGAGAUCUGAAAGCUAGCAACAUCUUGUUAGAUGAGAAUCUGAUUCCGAAAAUAUCUGAUUUUGGGUUGGCUAGGAUUUUCCCAGGGAAUGAAGGUGAAGCAAACACCCGAAGGGUCGUUGGAACAUACGGUUAUAUGGCACCUGAAUAUGCAAUGGGAGGACUGUUUUCAGAGAAAUCUGAUGUUUUCAGCUUAGGAGUGAUACUCUUAGAGAUUAUCAGUGGAAGAAGAAACUCAAAUUCGACUCUUUUAGCUUAUGUAUGGUCAAUCUGGAACGAAGGGGAGAUUAAUGGUCUGGUAGAUCCUGAGAUUUUUGACCACCUCUUUGAGAAAGAAAUACACAAAUGCAUUCACAUUGGGCUUUUGUGUGUGCAAGAAGCUGCUAAUGAUAGGCCGAGUGUUUCUACAGUGUGUUCGAUGCUCAGCAGCGAGAUUGCAGACAUUCCAGAACCAAAACAGCCUGCUUUUAUAUCAAGGAACAAUGUUCCAGAAGCUGAGUCCGCUGAGAACAGUGACCCUAAAGACUCUAUCAACAAUGUCACCAUCACCGAUGUUACAGGACGUUAGAACCAGAGCCAAAAUGUAUGUGUAAUUCGUGAAACUCUUAAGCAUUCCCAGAGUAUAAUAUAUCAUCUAUCUUAUAUAGAUGUUUAUGUCUUA
Messenger RNA from Arabidopsis lyrata subsp. lyrata, 2718 nucleotides. Its product is annotated as G-type lectin S-receptor-like serine/threonine-protein kinase At1g11300. NCBI's taxonomy places the organism in Eukaryota, Viridiplantae, Streptophyta, Magnoliopsida, Brassicales, Brassicaceae. Gene Ontology annotation, biological process: recognition of pollen; protein phosphorylation. Gene Ontology annotation, molecular function: ATP binding; protein serine/threonine kinase activity. The coding region runs from base 163 to 2625 and encodes 820 amino acids. The transcript has 8 exons. The record is from RefSeq and is a predicted model, not a curated record.